AGAGUCAGCCCAGGCAGGCAAAUCGCUCCUCACCCUCUCGUCCCUCGCGGGAUGGACAGAGCCUUUGUGGGACUGCAGAGCCACAAGCUGCCUGGGAAGAUGCUGGCUCCCUCCGUCCAUCCGCUCCUCUGGCUCUUCGGCUGCGUGCUGUUCCAAGGUACUACAGCCUCCACAGACUCCUCUGUCCACACCAUAACAGGUCAAUCCCAAACAACAACACACAGCCCUGAAGUGAAGAGCCACACCUCAGCACCUUCAGCAAAAUCAACACCACCAACUGACCUGAAUCUCAACUCUGUGGGUCAAAAAACUACAGCCAAAUCCUCUGCCAUCACUACAACACUGCUAGCAUUGACCACACGAGUUGAAAACUCUACUGGAAGCAGAAGCACAGCAGCUUCACCACCUCAAGGUGAAGAAACCAAGACAAGCGAGAGUACCACACUAUCAGCAACACAAGGUGCUUCCUCCUUCCACUCACAGAGAGGUACCUCAAAGCCAGCCACCCCAACACCCGAGUCCUCUGGCCAGUUGCCUGUGCCCACUCCGACAGACGAUAAAUCACCCCUGACAGUGGCAGCUUUCGGUGUUAUCAGCUUCAUCGUUAUCCUGAUAGUGGUUGUGAUCAUUCUGGUCAGCGUGGUCAGCCUGAGGUUCAAGUGUAACCAUGCAAAGGACUCAGAAGACAAACAGAAACCGGGGACCUCCAUGGUAUCAGAGAGCUGCUCAGCAGGCACAAGCCAGAAGGAUAACAGCAUCACUCUGAUCUCCAUGAAGAACAUCAACAUGAACAACAGCAUGAGCUACCCACCGUCAGAAAAGGUGCUAUGAAGCCAAAGGCCCAGAGCUUGAAGCUGACAUGUGACAACCAGCAGUGGCUUUCUAGGUUCUUUUUUUUUUGCCCUUGGAGAAAGAGCAAGGGUGGACUUUAUAUAUAAAUUAUUAUGUCCUUUCUACAUUUACAGUAGCAUUCCACACAGCUUCCUCACCUGACAUCUAAGGGCUUUCUCCAGCUACAGCCUGCCAUGCUCAAUGGUUGAUAUCUAACUCUAUUUUUAUAUGCCUUCAAAUCCUCAGAUUAUUCCAGCAGAGAGAAGCACCAAGGAACCAUCUACUCGGCUAAUGAAUUGCUGCCUUAGAUCAAUGGCCUUUGCAGCCUGUGCCAGGCAGUCACAGGCUCAUUAAUCAGCACAGCUCAGUGCUGAGGCAAACCUGUGCAUUAGAGAAGCACGAUCUGAAGCUGAAGGCCUAUUGGGGUGUAAAUGCCCAAGUGCUAGGUCAAAUCCCAGCAGGAUCGCUCCAAGCCCCUUUAUCCCUGGUGCCCUCAUAUUCCCUCUGUGGUGAGGAUGAUCAUAACCACCUACCUCACAGGGCUGUUGUGAGGCUAUGUUAAUCCAUGUCUGUAAAGCAUUCGGAGAACCAUGAAUUAAAGG
This is a messenger RNA of Cuculus canorus (common cuckoo), 1433 nucleotides long. It is a transcript of the gene ECSCR, whose product is annotated as endothelial cell surface expressed chemotaxis and apoptosis regulator. Bases 52 to 831 code for a protein of 259 amino acids. Gene Ontology annotation, biological process: positive regulation of proteasomal protein catabolic process; positive regulation of endothelial cell apoptotic process; negative regulation of angiogenesis. Gene Ontology annotation, cellular component: plasma membrane; cytosol. The record is from RefSeq and is a predicted model, not a curated record. The transcript has 11 exons. NCBI's taxonomy places the organism in Eukaryota, Metazoa, Chordata, Aves, Cuculiformes, Cuculidae.